This is a messenger RNA of Ziziphus jujuba (common jujube), 881 nucleotides long. Its product is annotated as actin-related protein 2/3 complex subunit 5A. Gene Ontology annotation, cellular component: actin cytoskeleton; cytoplasm; Arp2/3 protein complex. The coding region runs from base 99 to 506 and encodes 135 amino acids. The record is from RefSeq and is a predicted model, not a curated record. Gene Ontology annotation, biological process: Arp2/3 complex-mediated actin nucleation; regulation of actin filament polymerization. Lineage: Eukaryota; Viridiplantae; Streptophyta; Magnoliopsida; Rosales; Rhamnaceae. The transcript has 4 exons. Gene Ontology annotation, molecular function: actin filament binding.
UCCACAGUCGGGUCAUCACUUUCUCGGGAAAACGCUUUCCCAACUGCUUCCCAGGUAAGAAAAUCCUAGCGCGAAAGGAUCAGGGGAGAGUGACAAAAAUGGCAGGAACAGGGGAGUUUGUUGAAGCAGACAAUGCAGAGGCCAUUAUCACCAGAAUUGAGCAUAAAUCUAGGAAGAUUGAAAGCCUACUCAAACAGUAUAAGCCAGUUGAAGCUCUCAAAACUGCUCUGGAAGGCUCGCCUCCGAACACCCGAGACGAGCGUUGCAAGUCUGCAAACUGGAUUGUGGUUCAUAGAGCUAUUAUGGCUAUAAAGGAUGUGGAUGGGAUGUUUUCUUCUCUGGAUCCAGAGUACUAUGAUAUCCUCAUGAAGUACUUGUAUAGAGGCUUAUCAACAGGAGAUCGGCCCACUUGUGACCAAUGCCUUAGGAUUCAUGAAAAAUUGACAGAGAGAGCUGGUUUGGGAUGCAUACUCCGCUCACUUGCAGACACUGUAAAUACUGUUUGAUUUCCAUCGCGCUUGCAUUGGAAAAUUUGUUUUUAUGAGGAUGAUCUUUUGAAGAAUGGAACUGCUGUUAUCCUCUUGGUAUGUCUACAAACUAUAAGUACAAACUCAGGCAUUUUCAGAAGUUGUAUAUCACUCUUCUGAACUCGGGUUUAGGAGCUUCCCUUAGAAAAAUAUCGUUGUUUCAUAUUUCCUUGUACACCUGCCUAAUCGUAAGGAUCUCGCUUCGGUCUUCUAAUUUUUUUCUCAUACCUUUUGGUUGUUUUUGUAUUUCGUGAAUUUGUAAAAGAAGAGAAACGAUCUCUGUUUACUAUUGUUUAUGGAAAGUGGGGAAAUUUCUGAGGACAAAGUAGAAAAUAAAUUUGGUUGCUUGUCUUA